Centrocercus urophasianus (Greater sage-grouse) is the source of this 3606-nucleotide messenger RNA. RefSeq names its product transmembrane protein 19 (gene FAABTP). Gene Ontology annotation, cellular component: membrane. Bases 29 to 1066 code for a protein of 345 amino acids. The transcript has 7 exons. Lineage: Eukaryota; Metazoa; Chordata; Aves; Galliformes; Phasianidae. The record is from RefSeq and is a predicted model, not a curated record.
CCGGGAGCCCCCCGCGGAGCCCCCCGAGAUGUCCGCGGCCGCCCUCUGGCUCCCCAUGACAAGCAGCCCGGAGGAUUUCUUCAGGGACUACCUCAAGAUGUUGGCGAACAUCGUCAUCCUGAGCCUGCUCAUCUCGGUCUCUCUGGCGUUCUGGAUUGUGUCCAUGACUGCGAGCACAUACUACGGUGAUAUCCGACCAAUUUCUCCGUGGCGCUGGCUUUUUUCAGUCACAGUUCCAGUAGUGAUUGUUACACAAGGUUUUAAGAAGAGGAGUCUUGAUCACAGUGGUGCAUUGGCAGGAUUGGUGGUUGGAUUUAUCCUUACAGUUGCAAAUUAUAGUUUCUUCACUUCUUUGCUUGUAUUUUUUGUUACUUCUUCAAAACUUACUAAAUGGAAAAAAGAUAUAAAGAAACGUAUAGAUUCAGAAUACAAAGAAGGUGGGCAGAGGAAUUGGUUGCAGGUAUUCUGCAAUGGCGGUAUUCCUACUGAGCUGGCUAUCUUGUAUAUGAUAGAAAGUGGACCUGGUGAAAUUCCAAUAGACUUUUCAAAGUAUUACACGGCAUCGUGGAUGUGCUUAUCCCUUCUGGGAGCUUUGGCGUGCUCUGCUGGCGAUACGUGGGCAUCAGAGAUUGGUAGUGUUAUGAGUAAAAGCAAGCCAAGGUUGAUAACGACCUGGAAACAAGUUCCAGUAGGUACUAAUGGAGGAGUUACACUGGUGGGCCUGCUCUCAAGUUUUCUUGGUGGCAUGGCAGUAGGUAUAGCCUACUACAUAACACAGCUCAUUUUCGUGAGUGAUCUGGAUGUGUCGGCUCCACAGUGGCCAAUUAUUGUGUUUGGAGCAGCAGCUGGCUUACUGGGAUCAAUUCUUGAUUCAUAUUUGGGUGCUACAAUGCAGUACAGUGGUUUUGACAAGAAUAUCAGCAUGGUUGUCAGCUACCAAACAAGAGACUGCCAGCACAUAUCUGGAAAACCUAUAUUAGACAACAAUGCAGUAAAUCUUUUUUCCUCUCUACUCGUUGCUCUGGUUUUUCCAGCUGUGGCAUUGUGUUUCUGGCCAAGACGUUGAAAUGUCUUAAGGCUUUUGGCAUGUAAUCAGUUUUGUUCAGUCUUUCUUAAAGUGCUCUUUGAGCACUCUUAAAGAAAGGGAUCUGAACAUUUGAGAGAGCCAAUGGAUUUCCAUCUCAACUUAUGUAAGCUUCGUAUGGCAGCAGUCAUCUAUCAGGACAAGAAGUUUUGUUAAUUUUGCUGUUGCUCUUCUUUGAGCGGGUGCAGAUCAUUGCCAAGUGAGGUAAAGAACUUUGUUUGUCCUCCUGAAACUUAAGGAUUGGCUUCAGUGGUCUCAAAGGAGGAGCAAGAGGCUGGAAAUGGAAAUGUGAUCUACGUUUACCAGGGCGUUGGAGCACUGAAGCUAAGGUCCAAAUCCAAGCCAGGCCCAAAUCCUCUGCAACUUUGUGUGGGCAGCGAUAAUACAGGUAGAAAGGAUGAAUUCUGGUUUAGUAUUCCCUAUAAUCUGGAGUAUGUAAAGUUUUAUGGAAAUGUUUUAGGGAGGAAAAAAAAAAAAAGGUAAGCCUUGUUGCCUAUUCUAUAUCCUGAUAAAACUUUCUCUUCCCUGAAAAUGCAAUUGUUAAAAAUAAUAUCAUUAUGUGACGUUUGGAGCAAAAGAUUAUGGUUAGAAUUAAAAAAAAAAAAAAGGUGUUUGCGGUAAGAAUAAUAAAUUUGCCCAUGUUUAUUUGAAAUUGUUAUUUCCUAACUAAUUAAAUGUAUGAAGAUUAUUAUCACAAUUGUAAUGCAAUAGUUAUUAAAUUAUCUGGAAUUAUCUGGAAUUCACAUUCAUUGUUUUAUAAAUAUACAGAUUGUCUCUGUAAGCACAGGAUUGCUAUUUAGAGUUCUGAGCAAACUGUAUUCUUUGGUUCCUGCAGAGCAGUGUAAGUUUUUCUUACUUCUGUUUGAGGUGGCUAUUCACAGAUGAGAGUCUCAACCAAAGAAGGUACAGAGGUUAUCCUCAAAGUGAGUAGAGAAAGUUUCAUUGACAAAUCAUUUCGAAGUGGGAGUUUUAGUGCUUUGUCUGCUAUGUCUGCUGGUUCCACCUCUCUUCGUUAAUUAUAGAAGAUGUGGAAGUUGCUGAGCCAGCAUAGGUUGUAUUUAAACUUCAUACAUACCUUCAUAGUAACUGGAGAUGUUCAGAAGGUAGAGCCCUUUCUGUUAGCUUCUUAUUUUUGUCGUUAGAGGUAGGUGAAGAUUUGUAUUAAAUAGCUGAUUUUUAGUUUAUCUUUUCUUUUACAAAUGUUGUGUAUGUCUCCUGUCCAAAUUCAUUUGGAUGGUACUCUGUCACUUUUUCUGAGAACGUUCAAAGAUUUUAAUACUUCCACAUUGGAUUUAUUGAUUUGAAAUUUACUCUACAAGUCUGGAAUUCAGCACUGGAACUAGUGAACUGUAUUAUCCAGCUUUUUGAAGGUAUAAAAGCUUUCUGAAAAGAACAAGUUGUGUGGUUGCUGUAUGUCAGCCUUUCUGCAGAAAAGCACACAAUCAUGAAAGGAAUGUAUGCAGUUGAUCUGUAGCAAGGUAUACAUGAGUUGUUUCUGGUUUUGUUUCUUUUUUUAGUGGAUUUAUGCUGCUUCUACAUAAAGACUGUGUUAGUCGGCUUUUAGGAUUUUAUUAAUACUUCUGUAAUGUUUAGAAUUAAGAAAUGCACAUUUUGUAAAGUAAUUUUUCUUUCAAUUGAAUGCCUUAUUUUUUUAAUAUUAUUUCAGUUCCUGAAAUAAAGUCUGCUUUCAAAUACUGAGGUAGACUUAGCCUGCUUUUCACUGCUGUUCAAUACUAGUCUCAUUUUAAAAAUAGCAUGUCACAAUGAGAAGACAUCUGUAGUUUUAAGUCCAGUAUGAAAUGCUUUGAUCUGUUAUCACAUGAAUUAGUGUGAUCCCAUCAGAGUCCUGCAGGAAGGACUUUCAAAGGCUACUGUUUGGAAUUUUACCUUUGUCUUAUCUUCAUGAUGGUGACACUGAGUUGUUUAUGAAAUUCCCACUCCUAAAUCUUCAAUAUUUAAAAAGAUCAGAGUACUCUUGAACUCCAAAAAAGACAGUGUUAAUUCUAGGUAUGCUGUAUCAACUGAGGUGCAGCUUAUGCUAAUUUAGUUACUUCUUUUUAAUAGAAGGUACAGGGAGGAAGAAACGGUGUGUGGCUGUACCUGUGAACAGCCUGUUAAGUGGUGUGUCACUAAGAGCCAUUACUGAGAUGAGAAAGGAGCAGACAGGGAUGUGCUGCCUUUCCACGUGAUACUUUGGGAAAUAGAAACUGUAGAAGUAAAAGGGAAAAUGAGGAGAGAAGCUACAUUGAAAACAGAGAAAUCUAAAACACCUGAAUAUGUUUUGCUUCAGAACUUUGGGUACCUUUGCUGUGUGAGAUAACUCUGUCACUAAAUUUUAUUGAAGUGACAGAGAUUUUCCACAGCCCCAAGAGGAUGCAUUGAAUUUUUAUUUUUUUUAUUUGAGAAGUUUUGAUUGUGAAACAUUGUUCCUCAUUUUGGGCUUGUUUUCAGAUGUGUUAGAAGUUCAAGUAAAAGUAUGAGAAUGGCAUAAUUUAUUUUUAAUAAAUAACAUAUUGCAAUCA